UCUUCACGAUUCCUUUGCUUUCCACCCACGAAUGCUCACCUCUCUUGUCUAAUUCCUUAAUCCACCCCUUUUUUCUGCCUCAAUUUCCGGAUUUCAUGUAUGAAACGCACACAAUUAAUCCUAUUUUGGAUAAAUUUAUGGAUCAGAUAGAUGAUUCUCAAGUUAUAUAGCACUUGCGUCUGCUACUAUACAAAGAUCCCAGUUGUUGAAACCGUUUAUUGAUUCAAUUAGUUUAACAAAUUGAUGAUUCAUUGGAUCUCAAUUGCAUGCCCGUUGAAGAAAUUCGAGAAAAGACGAUAAAUUUUGUAAUAUGAUGUCUGGGUUAUGGAGAUGGAGGAAGUUUCGAGAUGUUGUAGUUGCUAGAACUGCAGCGACGAGAUUUUCUUCAUCGAACACAUCGAAUCGUGGGGUUAUGAAAGGCGUGUUAAACGCCGGAGUUCCUGGUCCGUACAUUCGUCGAAGGUCGCUGAUUGGUGUGCAAACUCGAUGUAAGUGGGACCAUAGCGGUGGUGGUUGUGAUGAUAAUAAUCGUAGAACAUCGUCGAUGACACGGAGGAUUAAGGCUGAAAUUAACUGCCCUCGUUGUUGUAAGCAGAUGGAUCUCGAUUUUUUCGAUAACCGCCACCUCAUUCCGCCACCUUCCUCCGACACCGCUGCCGGAGAUGAAUUGGAAACAUCUCCCGAUCUCGGUUCCGAUGUUGAUAGGAAAGGGGGUCACCUGCCGGUGAAUUUGUGCCCCAACUGUAAAUCUUCUUUCUACUUCCGGCCGUAUAAGAUGGCUCCUCUCCAGGGUAGGUUUGUUGAAAUCGGUAGAUUUAAAAAUGGUAAUGGUAAGGAUAAGAGGCACUUUAAUGAUGAAGAUGAUUAUGGAAACAAGCUUAGGGCUUCAUUUUGGGAUACUUUGCGUUCUUAUGGUGGUGACCCGCCGGAGAAUUGGACAAAUCUUCCUCCUCCACCGCCAUCUAGAACUGGACUCGCUGUGCAUUCUCCGCGAAGUCCUCCUUUUCCGCCAGGGAUCAAUGUAAUUCGUGCAGAUGGUGGUGACAAUGGGAAACGUGGUGGUGGAGAGAAGAACAGCGGGUGGGGCGGGUCGAAUAUGGGGAAGAAUCUGCCUACUCCAAAGGAGAUUUUCCAGGGACUUGAUAAGUUUGUCAUUGGUCAAAAUCGUGCGAAAAAGGUGCUAUCUGUGGCUGUAUAUAAUCAUUACAAAAGGAUACAUCAUGCUUCUUUGCAGAAAGGGUCAGGAGUAGAAUCAGGAAGAGGUAGGUUGGAAGAUGAUGACGGUAAUGUAGAUUUAGAGAAAAGCAAUGUACUCCUAAUGGGGCCAACUGGCUCAGGGAAGACAUUACUUGCAAAGACCCUUGCUCGUUUUGUUAAUGUUCCCUUUGUCAUUGCUGAUGCAACAACGUUAACACAGGCUGGUUAUGUUGGUGAAGACGUUGAAUCUAUAUUACAUAAGCUACUUACGGUUGCCGAAUUCAAUGUUCAAGCAGCACAACAAGGGAUGGUUUACAUCGAUGAAGUUGAUAAGAUAACCAAGAAGGCUGAGAGCGUUAACAUUAGCAGGGAUGUUUCUGGCGAGGGUGUUCAGCAAGCUCUACUUAAGAUGUUGGAAGGAACAAUAGUAAAUGUGCCUGAAAAAGGAGCCAGGAAGCAUCCUCGAGGCGAAAACAUUCAGAUCGAUACCAAAGACAUCCUUUUCAUCUGUGGUGGAGCAUUUGUAGAUUUGGAAAAAACCAUAUCUGAGAGACGACAGGACUCUUCGAUUGGUUUUGGAGCACCUGUUCGUGCUAAUAUGAGAAGCGGCAAACUGACUAAUGCUGCCGUGACAUCAUCUUUACUUGAAUCUGUUGAAAGUAGUGAUCUUAUAGCUUAUGGACUCAUUCCUGAGUUUAUAGGUCGUUUUCCCAUUUUACUUAGUUUAUCGGCUCUAACUGAAGACCAACUUGUUCAGGUCCUCAUGGAACCAAAAAACGCUCUCGGUAAACAGUACAAGAAGUUGUUUCAGAUGAACAAUGUGAAACUACAUUUCUCGGAGAAGGCACUAAGGUUGAUUGCUCAAAAAGCUAUGGUUAAAAACACUGGCGCUAGAGGGUUACGAGCCAUACUUGAAACUCUUCUAACCGACUCUAUGUAUGAGAUUCCAGAUGUCAGGACGGGAGAUGAUCGAGUAGAAGCUGUGGUGAUUGACGAGGAGUCGGUUGGCUCGGUAGAUAAAGCCGGAUGUGGUGGAAAAAUUCUUCACGGGGAUGGUGCAUUAGAUGAUUAUCUUGCAAGGAUCAAGUGUAAACAACAAACGGAAGCCGAAGAGCAGUUGUUGGAAGGCGACGAAGACGUCUCAUCAAAAGCCAUGAGCAUGUAAGAUUACAACCGUUACAGUUACACUUACAUUUACAGUUUAAUUUAGUGUAGAAAAGCCGCGUUGUUGAUGGCAUUGUAAAAAAACCGAACUGGUGUAAAUUUUCUCGAUGUAGAACGUAGUGUCUGAUUCGGGUUAAAUUGAUAGACGGGCAAGAAAAUAAGAAAUAAUGUCGGUUAGAAUAGGGAAAAUGUAAAAUCGUUUUUAAGUCUUACGCUGUAAAACAACCCUCCGAAUCCGAAAUGCAAGAUUCAGCCGAUUUAU
Cynara cardunculus var. scolymus (artichoke) is the source of this 2623-nucleotide messenger RNA. Its product is annotated as CLP protease regulatory subunit CLPX3, mitochondrial-like. The transcript has 15 exons. Gene Ontology annotation, molecular function: ATP binding; ATP-dependent protein folding chaperone; ATP hydrolysis activity. Lineage: Eukaryota; Viridiplantae; Streptophyta; Magnoliopsida; Asterales; Asteraceae. Gene Ontology annotation, cellular component: mitochondrial matrix. Gene Ontology annotation, biological process: protein catabolic process; proteolysis; protein folding. The record is from RefSeq and is a predicted model, not a curated record. The coding region runs from base 311 to 2362 and encodes 683 amino acids.